GUGACCAGGCCUACACCCAUGGGGCCUGGUCGGGCACUGGAACCAGUCUCCUUGAGGGGGGUUGGACCCUCUGGAAACUCUGGGUGGAAACUCUGGAAUUGCCCGCGGUAGAGGCACUGAGCAGGGGUGGGCAUACUUAUUGCCCCCUGGUUGGGCGCCUGUACAUUGGGGUUUACCGCAGUGGACGAGAGGGUAGCCUCCCUUCGCCUUCGAGUGGGGGGACGGAUCCUGACUGUUGUUUGUGCUUAUGUGCCAAACAGCAGUUCAGAAUACCCACCCUUUUUUCAGUCCUUGGAAGAGGUGCUGGAGAGCGCUCCUCCUGGGGACUCUCUUGUUCUGCUGGGGAGACUUCAGUGCUCAUGUGGGCAAUGACAGUGAGACCUGGAGUGGCGUGAUUAGGAGGAACGCCCCCCCCGAUCUGAACCCGAGCGGUGCUUUGUUAUUGGACUUCUAUGCUCCAAUCAUAGAUUGUCCAUAAUGAACACCAUGUUCAAGCAUAAGGGUGUCCAUAUGUGCACUUGGCACCAGGACACCCUAGGCCGCAGUUCGAUGAUCGACUUUGUAGUCGUGUCGUCGGAUUUGCGGCCGCAAGCCUUGGACACUCGGGUGAAGAGAGGGGUGGAGCUGUCAACUGAUCACCACCUGGUGGUGGGUUGGCUCCGCUGGUGGGGGAGGACCCCACCUGUGGCCUGUGGUACUCUGGAGGCAGCUGAUGCGAGCUGAGGCCAAGUGGGAUGCGACUUUGGCGGUUGCUGAGGCAAAAACUCGGGUGUGGGAGGAGUUUGGUGAGGCCAUGAAGAACGACUUCCGGACGGCUUCGAGGAGAUUCUGGUCCACCAUCCGGCGGCUCAGGGCGGGAAAGCGGUGCAACAUCAACACUGUUUAUGGUGGGGAUGGUGUACUGCUGACCUCAACUCGGGACAUUUUCGGUCGGUGGAAGGAAUACUUCGAAGACCUCCUCAAUCCCACCGACACGCCUUCCGAUAUGGAAGCAGAGUGUGGGGACUUGGGGGUGGACUCGCCUAUCUCUGUGGCAGAGGUUGCUGAGGUGGUUAAAAAGCACCUCGGUGGCCGGGCCCCGGGGUGGAUGAAAUUCGCCUGGAGUUCCUCAAGGCUCUGGAUGUUGCAGGGCUGUCUUGGUUGACACACAUCAGCUGCCCUUUGUCAUGGAUUCUGUUCAUAGUUUUUAUGGACAGAAUUUCUAGGUGCUGCCAGGGUGUUGAGGGUGUCUGGUUUGGUGACCUCAGGAUUAGGUCUCUGCUUUUUGAAGAUGAUGUGGUUCUGUUGGCUUCAUUGGACCGUGACCUUCGGCUCUCACUGGGACAGUUCGCAACUGAGUGUGAAGCGGGUGGGAUGAGAAUCAGCACCUCCAAAUCCGAGACCAUGGUCCUCAGCUGGAAAAGGGUAGAAUGCUCUCUCCGGGUUGAGGAUGGGGUCCUCUCCCAAGUGGAGGAGUUUAAGUAUCUCGGGGUCUUGUUCACGAGUGAGGGAACAAUGGAGCGGGAGAUCGACAGGCGGAUUGGUAAGGCGUCAGCAGUGAUGAUGGGGCUGCAUCGGUCGGUCAUGGUGAAGAAAGAGCUGAGCCAAAAGGCAAAGCUCUCGAUUUACCAGUCGAUCUACGUUCCUACCCUCACCUAUGGUCAUGAGCUAUGGUUAGUGACCGAAAGAACGAGAUCGCGAGUGCAAGUGGCCGAAAUGGGUUUCCUCCGCAGGGUGACUGGGCUCUCCCUUAGAGAUAGGGUGAGGAGCUCGGUCAUUCGGGAGGGACUCAGAGUAGAGCCGCUGCUCCUCCACAUUGAGAGGAGCCAGAUGAGGUGGCUUGGGCAUCUAAUUAGGAUGCCUCCUGGACGCCUCCCUGGUGAGGUGUUCCGGACAUGUCCCACUGGGUGGAGGCCCCGGGGAAGACCCAGGACACGCUGGAGGGACUAUGUCUCUCUGCUGGCUUGGGAACGCCUCGGGAUCCCCCCAGAGGAGCUGGAUGAAGUUGCUAGGGAGAGGGAAGUCUGGGUCUCCCUGCUGAGACUGCUGCCCCUGUGACCCGACCUCGGAUUAAAUGGGAGAUGAUGGAUGGAUGGAUCGAACAAAGCGUUGAAAUAAGACAAUAAUUUUUUUUAUGAAACAACAAUGAAAUAUACUCUGGAAUACUUAAGUUAAAAACCAGAACACAUAAAGUUCCAGAAAUUUAAAUGAUUAGACAGUGGCAGCCCCUUUAUGCACUGCGUUCUAAACCCCCCCACCCAAGGAACUGCUGAGUUCAUAGCCACUCCCCCUCAGUCCCUGACACAUUCCUCCUGAUGGGUUUGACUGAUACAUUGCUGGUUGUGUGGUCACUUUGGCCCUUCUGUAGUUCUGUCUGCUUUUACAAAAUAGCUGCAGGGUGAGCUGUCAGGUGUCGCUCUGACAUUAAAAGGUACGCCAUAUUCACCAGAGAGGAGCCUGAAUCGAAGCGAAAUCAGUGGCACUCAGCCACAUCACGACGCUUGACAUUCAAGCUUUGCUUUCGCGAGGUGCCAAUUAAAUGACUUCUGUCAUUUUCGUUUCUCUUGACUUGUUCAAGUUCAGGAAGUGUGUCAGUCUUCCCGAAGUUGUUUUCAUGACUUUUCAUUAGAUGCAUUUUACUAUUGCAGAAAAUCUGAUAUGUUGCUGUCAGAAAAUAAUCCUUUGUUCCACUAUAUAAAGAAGUGUAAGUGAGGCUUGUGGCAGAUAAUUGCUAUACUCUGUGUUUUCUGCAGUGACCAGUGAAAAAGUGAGCAGUAGCUUAAUGCUUGUUUUUGUUGUGGGUGUUUGUUGCGUUGGUGAAAGAGUGGGAGAUAGUGAUUUGUUUCCACACUAGGUAAUAGUCAGUAACCACUGAAUCUGGCACUGACCCGUAUACUAGACCUUGGGUAAUUGAUAGUGAAACUCCUGAUGGUUGUACAUUAGUGUCUGUCUUUCUGUGUUUUUGUGUGUGUUACCCUUUACCUGCCUGUGCUGCAGGCUUCUUCAUAGUGUGAAAGCAAUUUUAAUUUGGGGUUUUAGCCAAUUAUAGUGUGACUCAUUGCUGAAGACUGCAUCUUUUUUCUUAUGUGACGUGAAUGUGGCAUAUAAUUAUACCUCUAAAAAUCUCAAUCAUAUAUAAACCUCUCAACAUGAAUGCCUCCAAUAUUUUGUGUUUGUGGGGGGGGGGGGGGGGGGUGACAGAGAAGCGCAUGUAAUUGUGGUUCUUGUUACAGUACACCUACAGCUGCUAAUAAUAACAGCCAAUACAGUGUGCAACUGUCCUGGAAGGAGCAGCAAUUAUACCUGUGGAUGAGGCUUUGCAUUAAUUUCUGUUGUCAGCCAGUUUUAAUGACCUUAGUUUCUGUGCCAGUGGUACGACGGUGUACACAUCCUAUAAGCGUGUUUCUAGCCGAUGGUGAGCAAAACAACGAGAGAAUGCAAAUCGUAACUGUAGAAGAGGAUGUGAAAGAUGCCUGAAUGUUGUCAGACAUAUUUUUUUUAAUCCUGCGUACUCGUAAUUUAUAAAGGUUCUUGGCAGGGUCAUAUUUUUACACCGCUGAGCUGUUUAUGACUUUCAGUCUCAGAGAGUGAGAGAAUUAGGUGUGGAGCUUCCAUUGGCUACUGACAAUCAACUCGGUAUCUCGUGCACCGAAGGAUGUGCGUUUAGAAUUUUGCGUGACCUACAUGAAUGCACCGUCCUUGCAUGUGUGUGUAUAUGGGAGGCUGUUUGUGCAUCUGUGUGUGUGACCUAUAUGAAUGCGUUGUAAGAGUGUGUGCUUGACCCAUAUGAAUGCAGCUGACAGAACUGGUGGAACAGGAAGCUGAUGGGCAGAUAUGUUGCCUGUUGGUUUCUCACAUCCGCAUACAGUUGCACACAGCUCUGGGAAAGUUGCUUCAGUCUAGUUCUGUGGUCCCUGAAACCUGUCUCACCAGCUGUGUGAGAGCCUCUUCACCUUUCUAUGUAACUGCAGGUAUCCGCUCAUCACUGACGUGGCAUUGGCAGGGAGGCAGACACCGGGUCGCUAAGGAAAGUCGGAUGACUGAUGGACGCGAGUGCAUGGAUGAGAGUUUUGAGAUAUAGCCCUGCUUUGUGCCCUAUGCUGCCUGAGAUAAGCAACCCCCCCAGCCACCCCUGGCCCACUCCAGACCACAACCAAGAUAAGGAUAGUAGAUGAAAUGUCAUCCAUCCAUCCAUCCAUCCAUCCAUCCAUCCUCUAACCACUUAACCUGGUUGUGGGGGGCAGUCAGGAGUUUUGAAAUGUGUUCCAGUUAUGGAAUUCAAACUGUUAUAAGACUGAAAGCACUGGUUAUUGCAGAAGUGCGAAAAGAGCUUUACGAGCUGCAGGAGCUCGGACAACAGCUGGAGAGCGUGAGUGCAGAGAGCAGUCGCCUGGAGCAGGAGCUGGACUUGGCACAUGAGAGCUGCCGCCGCUUCAGGGUGCGGAGCAGGCUCCAGAAGAAGGCCCUGGAAAGCGCCCUCUCUUUACUACGCUUAUCCCACCAGCAGAUGCAGGACGUUUCUCUUAGCUUCCUCCAGUUCAAGGGCUUCUGGAAGGACCGGAGCGUCUGGCUGCUCCAGAACAGCCACUGCGCACAAGCAAAGUUGGAAAGGCAGACUAAAGCUGUGGACCAGGGUGUGGUGGAGGUGUGCAGGUUUCGGGGACAGGUGGAGGAGCUCCAGACCCAGCUUCAGGCCCAGGCAGUAAAGCAGAACCAGCACCAGGAAGCCAGAGCACAGCUGGAGGAGCUGAAAAUGGAGUUGUCAGGUCUGCAGCGGGACCUCAGUGGCAGCCGGUCGGAGUGCCAGCGCCUGGAAAGGCUCCUAGAGAGCCAAGCGAAGGAGAUCGAGGAGCAGCUUUCCAGGCAGGUUCAGGUGGAGAAGGAACAGAGCGCCACCCAUUCCAGGCUGUCACAAGAACUGAAGGAGAAAGAGGACAGCUGGUUGUCAUGUCAACAGAGAUGCCGGUCACUGCAGGAACAGCUGUGCGUGCGAGGGCGUCGUGAGGAUGGACUGGCACAGAAGCACCUGCAGAUGGAAGCCGAUAACAGAGCUCUGAGGAACACCUUGCAGCAGACCCAGAAGGAAAUAACCUUGUUGAAAAAGCAAAGUAAAGAAGCGGCUCUUGUGCACCAGGAGAAUAUGGCAAAUCUGGAACAGACUUUGAAACUAAAGAUAGCAGAAGGAGAGGCCAUAACAGCAGAGAUGGAGGCUACACUGCAGCGGGAGCGGUUCCAGGUGGCCCUGCAGUCCAGGCAGCAGGAGGAGGAGCUGAGGAGGGAGCUCCGUGCCGAGAAGGACAAGGGCCAGGAGAUGCUGCUGGCGUCCCAAAGGGAGAACAUCAGGCUUCAGAGGAAGCUGUCCUCCUUGGUUGAGGAGGCCAUGAGAGAGCUUCAGGAGCAGGUAGGGGAGCUGCAGGAGAGGCUGCAGGAGGCGGAGGCCACCAUCGACAAUUCUGAGCAGCGCAGGAGAGAGGAGGUGGAAGAGGAAUCGGCGAGGUGCUACGACCUAGAGAGAGAGCUGCAGCACGUGAGAGGCAAUGAACAGCAGGGGGUGCUGCAGAUGAGCAAGAUGAAGCAGGAGCUGGAGGAGCAGAGGAAGGAGAUGAGUGUACUGCAGGAGGAGAACGUUCUACUGCAGGAGACAGUGAGGCAGGAGUGUGAGGAACGGGAGGAGCUAACAGCCGCGCUCUCACAAGCCCAGGAGCAGCUGGUGGAGCUGCGAAGGACAGCCCCGCCCCUUAGCCCGGGGACCCCCUCUGCAGGACCCCGCAUCACAGGACCCAGGCUGCCGCCAACCUUGCCUAGGAUUUCAAGCAAGAGGUCCACAUCUGUGAGCGGAACUCGUCACAGGGUCAGCCUCACGAUGGGAAGGAAAGAGCGUGCUUGAGGCCCCCCACUCCAUUCAAAAAUGCAAACAGUGCAAAGCUCAGCGAUCAAAGGUCACCGCAGCAGCACCCACACACACACACACACACACACCUGGCAAUACACGUGGUGGACAUUGUGCAGUAUCUUUAUUUCAGGCGCGGAUACAGGCACACAGGCGCACACACACACACACACACACACACACACAUACUCUCUCACGGCAGGAAGAGGAGAGCGUGACUGCGGACCCCCCCCCCCCCCCCCCCAGACACGGAGCAGCUCGUCCAGAGACUAAGAUACUCGUGACUCCUGAGGAGCUGUCUCACGCACGCCUCUCCAGCCCUUCCUCCCGCGCUUUUCCCAUGUGAUCCGCAUCACGCAAGGCCUUCCCACCCCCCUCUUCCUUCUUCUGUGAGUUUGGCAGGAGGAAAACAGACAAUCUGCAUGGCAUGGAACUAAUUCUCAGAGCGAGGCGAUGCAUGGGAGAGCACUCACUCUGCCUGCCUGCCUCUCACCAAGAUACUCAGAGCUGCACGCAGCAAACUGAAGCAUCACAAUGUCUUAUGCUUCCAAUUCAUUUAAUUUGAUUUAAUUGGGUGUGGGGGAAGGGCAUGACAUAUGACUGGCAGGCGGCCUUAUAAAACACAUGCAGGCUUUAAUGACCCUAUCAGAGAAUGAGCUCCCUUUGUUUUCUGAAGCAGUCAUGAGCAUAUUCCUUUACUGUCUGCGCUUCACAUGCUCUUUGGUAUUGUGAGGCACAGGGUGUCCUGACCACUCAUAAGCUCACUGCUCUUAAUCUCUGUCUCAGGGUGAUGACGUCUAGGUCACGCCUGGGAGGCCUUGGGCAGGUCACGGCUUGUCAGGACUGGUUCUGGGCUGUGUGAGAGGGACAGUGAAUUUAUCAUGACUGGACAGGCCUUAUCCGGUUAGUGUGGGAGGACCGGCAUCCCAAGUCAAAGUGUAGAAACUCUGGCUAUCCUCCGAUUCAGCCGAUCGCAUUAACAUCACCCAUUACAGUCAUUCCUGCUGGGUCUAGGAAUGACCCCCACCCUGGGUGUCCCUCUCUCUCACUUCCUGCACAUGUUUUUGGGGGGUGGGAGUGGUGAGCUGUAAUUCCCUCAGGUGAGAUAGACGAAAUUCUUACUCAUGCAGUGACCCCCACCCUGAAAUCAGUCAAUCUAUGGUCUGUCACAUGACAUCCACUGACUGAAACGUGCUUAAUGAAAAUCUGCUCCGGUCAAUGCAAUAAAAAAUAUAGACAGUAAAGCAAUCUGUAAAGUUAACAAUAAAUAACAUACUGGCAGCGUGAACCCCAUCCCCUCACCCCAAAAGCACACAGUCCUGGAUCUCUACCACGGUCUGUGUGACUCUCUGCCACAUGGCCGGGGCGCCCUGGCUGCACGGAGCGUGACGUAGGUGUUGUGCUCUCACACGCGGGGCAGCUGCGCCGCUGCCCUGUGACCCCCGGUGCUUUCAUCCGCGCCGAACACUGUAAACAAACUGCUGCGAGCAGCCGCUCUCUGCUUUCCUGUGCUGCCUUUGUUGUACUCACCCCUUUCAUCCACUGCCAGAAAAGGCCUCGGUCCCUUUCGCCUGGCCGUAGGUCACUUCUACCGUCAUCGCGAAACUGUGGCGGUUGAAGAACGCGGGGUCCCUUGCCCUUUUAUCAUUACAUCACCUGGACUGUGGGAAAGGUUUCGCAAUGCAAGGAAAACAUCCAGGGGAGCUACACUACUGCACUACUGCGCUGGGGCUCUGUGCCUGCUCACACUGUUCCAGCACAGGAUGUCUGCAUCGGCCAUCGGCACUGUUUUAGAUAAACAAAACAAACUGCUGACCAAAUACACUGUAAGAAAGAAUCACUGCCGGGCAGAAAAUGUUUUUUUUUUUUUUUACUGAUCAUAUAACAGAAGAUUGUUGUGCCACAGUGGGGGUGAAUGACAUUGGGGGGUGGUGGCAGGGGGGGUUGGGUACUGUUCCCACAAAUGGAAACUCCUGAUGCACCAACCAGGUCAAAUGCCAACUAUGAGCAUGCUGUGUGCCAACAGACGCCAGGACUGGGAAAGCAAGAAAUAUAGCAACUGGAAAAGAAA
This is a messenger RNA of Brienomyrus brachyistius, 7940 nucleotides long. It is a transcript of the gene lekr1, whose product is annotated as leucine, glutamate and lysine rich 1. The record is from RefSeq and is a predicted model, not a curated record. The transcript has 13 exons. Lineage: Eukaryota; Metazoa; Chordata; Actinopteri; Osteoglossiformes; Mormyridae. The coding region runs from base 4151 to 5866 and encodes 571 amino acids.